Messenger RNA from Musa acuminata AAA Group (dessert banana), 1058 nucleotides. Its product is annotated as proteasome subunit beta type-1. The record is from RefSeq and is a predicted model, not a curated record. NCBI's taxonomy places the organism in Eukaryota, Viridiplantae, Streptophyta, Magnoliopsida, Zingiberales, Musaceae. Gene Ontology annotation, cellular component: proteasome core complex. The transcript has 7 exons. Bases 122 to 787 code for a protein of 221 amino acids.
GCCAUCCCACACAUCUCUGCGUCGCCACUGCCUUGGGGAGAAAGAAACAAGCCCUAAUCGUAGUAGUAGCUGCCAUCCUCCCCUAUUCUCUCUCUCCAUUAUCGCCGACGAUUACAGCGAUAUGGCUCUCAGGGGCAACUGGAUGUACGAGAACAAUGGAGGGACCUGCGUCGCGAUCGCGGGAGCGGACUACUGCGUGAUUGCCGCCGACACGAGGCUCUCCGUCGGCUACAGCAUCUACACCCGCGACUACUCCAAGAUCUGCAAGCUAGCAGACAAGUGUGUGAUGGCGUCCUCGGGGUUCCAGGGGGAUCUUAAAGCUCUGCAGAAGAACUUGGCGGCAAAGCAUUUGAUCUAUCAACAUCAGCACAACAAGCAGAUGAGCUGCCCAGCCAUGGCUCAGCUCCUGUCAAACACCCUUUACUACAAGCGGUUUUUCCCAUAUUUCACCUUCAACAUCCUAGGUGGACUUGAUAGUGAUGGAAAGGGCUGUGUCUUCACAUAUGAUGCUGUUGGAUCAUAUGAAAGGGUUGGGUACAGUGCCCAAGGUACAGGUGCAGGACUCAUCAUACCUGUUUUGGACAACCAGCUAAAAUCUCCAAGUCCUCUGCUAUUACCCGCCAAGGAUGCUGUCACACCUUUGUUGGAGAUGGAGGCGGUCGAUUUAGUGAAAGAUGUUUUUGCGUCAGCCACCGAAAGAGACAUAUAUACUGGGGAUAAAGUGGAAAUUUUGGUGAUAAAUGCAUCAGGUAUUCGGCAGGAGUUAAUGGAGCUGAGGAAGGAUUAACCAUUUGAGUUGUGGUGACUUUUGUUUAGCUUUUCGGGUACUCGAGAAGCGAAUUGAUCAUUUCUUGCAAGAUUGGGAUGUAUAAAAAUAUGCUGUUUGCAUGGGGUCUGCUUAAAGAUUGCUGCCCUCAUGCAUCCUCAGGUGUUGUUUUAUCCAUGAAACCAAAGUUAUCCAUCUUGUAACAAUUCAUUUCUUUUUCGCAGUUGAGUUCCUUGUGAUGAUGAUGCUUUUUGCAUAUUGACUGAACAUGGAAAAUUGAAAUCCUUUUUGC